This is a messenger RNA of Lichtheimia ornata, 1200 nucleotides long. RefSeq lists its product as uncharacterized. The transcript has 2 exons. The coding region runs from base 1 to 1200 and encodes 399 amino acids. Lineage: Eukaryota; Fungi; Mucoromycota; Mucoromycetes; Mucorales; Lichtheimiaceae. Gene Ontology annotation, molecular function: protein binding. The record is from RefSeq and is a predicted model, not a curated record.
AUGGAUUCAACAUCAUCUUCACGCGAUACCCUGCCAUCUUGCCUUCAAAUCCAAACCCUGUGUAAGAUCAAUGAUCCUCCUCCCUCGUCCUUAUCAUAUUCUCCCCCUACUUCACCAUCAUCAUCUACACUACCUUCAUUACCUGCAAUGCUUUCUUCACCACCACCUACACCCACUUCAAUGGAACAAGAUCACACCGCUGCUACUUUUCUCCCUCCCUAUCAAAAAGUCCCUGGUGAUAAAAAACCUAUUCCACCUCCUUCCGGGAUCACUAGCAGAAAGCAAUUCAUCCAUGCCUAUGCUCGUAUGGCACCCUAUCUUCGCCCGACUCAUUCUUGUCUCUUUGGGAAAAGACACGACCUGUCGCAAAUUGGAUCCGCUCUUUUAUCCAGGCACACCGACAAUCACAAUGAUCAAGAUAAUGGUUUAAUUACACCACCCUCACCACCCUAUACCACCUUAAUCCUUGAUCGAUCUGUGAAAAGACCUAGUAGAUCAUUGAGCUGUGAUUGGGAGCAUAGAAGAAGAUGUCACUCUCCCCACGACAUUGCCGAUCCACCGAAAAAGAGCUCAUCCACCACAAAAACAGGCAGUGCUCGUGACAUGUCGCACAAGGAUAUCCCACCGAGCCCAUUAGUGUCCCACAAAAAGAAGGUGAUUGGCGAAGCUCCUAUCAAAACGACAUCAUCAACAAGGCGUCCAUCUUCGAAUCGACCUGCAACGAGCAGCAGCAACAACAAUGCAAAUGGAGGUGAAUUGCGCAUCAAGGGUCUUACAUUGCAUCCGGCCUAUACGUUUGACACAUUGAACAUUGAUAAUGACGAUCAUGAUUUUUUCCCUUCCGAUUGGGUGCCCAAUCCAGUGUCCCUAGACCAGGUCCCAGUAGACGUUUCAUGGAAGGGACAACCAAUGCCCCCUGAUGAUCAUCAACCCUACUUGAAUCGCUUACAUCCUCAGGAAGUGAAGAUCAUUUCACACAUGAGGAUGACACCUGCUGUUUAUCUUCGAUGCAAACGAGCCAUAAUCAUGGCUGCUCGGGAAUUCACUUUGCACCACCAAGAAUUUCGCAAGUCGGAUGCACAAAAGGUGUGUCGCAUCGACGUGAACAAGAGCAGUAGGCUAUGGGCUCUCUUUCAUGCGUACAAUUGGUUGUCGCCUCAUCAUCCCACCACUACAACGACGACAUCCAAGAAAGAUUGA